AUGUGGCCUGCGCCUUCUUUCCGAACUUUGCCGGCCGUGCAGCUUCUGCGCUCUCCGAUCCAGCCGGUGCCAGAGCCAAGGCAGCCAAGGGCCUGGAGCUCCACAGCACAUCGCCUUGCCCUGGCCGCACCUGCGGCUUUGGCACUGGCGUCCCUUCAGCAGCACCGCGUUGCAGUGGCAGCGCAGACAGAAACGACUGUGGUGGCGCUCCAGGGUAAAGCACUGGCCUUGGAGCUCCAAUGCUUGGUGUAUAUCCACCGCUGA
Molecule: messenger RNA, 264 nt
Organism: Symbiodinium pilosum
Lineage: Eukaryota; Dinophyceae; Suessiales; Symbiodiniaceae
Source: the annotation of a GenBank genome assembly